Owenia fusiformis is the source of this 3948-nucleotide messenger RNA. NCBI's taxonomy places the organism in Eukaryota, Metazoa, Annelida, Polychaeta, Sabellida, Oweniidae. The record is from the annotation of a GenBank genome assembly.
GAAGAAAUGCUCACGCUGCUGGCAAACUGUCGUACAAAAUCGUGUCAAUGGAUAUGUAUUUGAACAUUUUAUGUACAUAAUAUAAAACAUACUGGACUAUUUAGACUUAGAGACUAUCUAUGGCGCAUUAGAUAGAAGAUGGAGCUGUACAAAUAUAGUUUUUUGUUGAUUUAAAGCUGCUGGUAUAGAAUGACUGGUGGGAGGAACAGUGUCAGUCCUGACCAAAAUGAUCUCAAAGCACAUCUUCGAGAUGGCAGCUUGGGAUCGGUGGGAAGCAAGAAAGCAUGGGAAGUGUCAAAAUCGAAUCCUACGACCCCUGGACUAAAUGGUGUUAAUGUUGUAAUACCCCAAGACAAUGUUAAUCCUAAAAAUACACUCAUAAACGGAUUUGUGCAUUCUAACGGAGGUAUUACUCAAAAUGGGAAAUCCAUCGUGCCUACUUCCCGACCAGGAACAGGGAACUCAAUGAAUCGCAAAUCAGCUUGGGAAAGGGCAGCUGAAGAAUAUGAACAAAGUCAGAUUAAGAAAAAAUUAGAAAAACACCAAAAGCCUGUAAUUGAAGAAGCAACACUCAUCCAUGACUCAAAAUGCUUUGAUGUACAAACCAUUCGAACUGUGUUUAAGUCCAAGAAGUUCAAAGAUCCAAGGCUAGAAAAAUUAUAUCAAAGAUACUUUUUUAAAUGGAAUCAAAAUAAUUUGACAGUAUUAAUGGCUUUACUGGCGUUCAUCUGCCUAGUAUUGAUAGUGUUUCAUUACGUAGGUGGUGCGAUAACUGUUAUCAAAGGAAUAAGUCUUGGAUUUAUUUUUAUACUUUUCAUUGUCAUGGAAGUCUUGUGCAAUAGAAACGCUUUUACUCAACUCCAAAUGAAUAUCAUGAAAUACGUUAUCAUGUCUAUGUUAGUCUGCAUGACAUUGCUAGCCACAAUUGACAAUGAUCCUCGUAGUGCAAGUGAAGGGGUCUGGUGUACAGUGUUUUUUGUAUAUAUGGUUUACACACUGGUUCCCUUAAGAAUGCGGCUGUCUGUGUUAGGGGGAAUCAUCCUUUCUGUGAUACAGGUCAUCUGCUCUGUGGCAAUGAACUACUCCGAUUCAUACUUAUGGAAACAGGUUUUAGCGAAUGUGUUAAUCUUUACUGCCGUGAAUCUAGCAGGAGUUUUCACACACUACCCCACCGAAGUCGCUCAAAGGCAGGCUUUCUUAGAGACUCGUAGAUGUAUUGAAGCAAGAAUGAAGUGUCAGCGGGAGAAUCAGCAGCAGGAGCGUUUGUUGUUAUCUGUGUUGCCACGUCACGUUGCUAUGGAGAUGAAGAGUGACAUCGCUGGGAAACCAAAAGACACCAUGUUCCAUAAAAUCUAUAUUCAACGUCACGACAAUGUUAGUAUCCUGUUCGCUGACAUCUGUGGUUUCACGUCUCUCUCAUCAACAUGUACUGCACAAGAGCUUGUUCAACUGCUAAACGAGCUGUUUGCUCGCUUCGAUAAACUGGCAUCCGACAAUCACUGCCUUCGGAUAAAAAUCCUCGGAGAUUGUUAUUACUGUGUUAGUGGUAUACCCGAAGCUCGUUCAGAUCACGCUCAAUGCUGCAUAGAGAUGGGGUUAGACAUGAUUGAAGCAAUUGCGAUGGUGAGAGACAUAACUUGUGUUGAUGUAAACAUGCGUGUAGGGAUACACUCUGGGAGAGUGCAUUGCGGUGUUCUGGGCCUAAGAAAAUGGCAGUUUGAUGUCUGGUCUAACGAUGUGACACUGGCAAAUACAAUGGAGUCUGGAGGCCUGCCUGGGCGUGUCCACAUUACGGCAACAACUGCAUCAUGUCUCGGAGGAGAGUAUGCUGUUGAAGAUGGGCAUGGUGGGGAUAGAAACGCAUAUUUACGUGAUAAUCAAAUAGCGACAUAUCUUAUCGUAGAUGAAGGCCAAAGAGCCAAGAAGGUGAAGAUCGAGAAGAAACAAUCCAAUACCAACCAGAAAGAGGCAAAAAUGAUGAAAAUGAUGGGAAUGGAGGACCAGCAAAAUGGGAACAAGAAAUUAGGUUUUGGUGAGGACUCUGGAAACAGGGAUCCUGAAGAUGAAGUGAAUGAAUAUCUUGGACGUGCAAUUGAUGCAAGAAGCGUCGACAGGCUCCGUCUUGAGCAUGUUAAACCAUUUUUUCUCACAUUCCGAUCAAAAAAUCUGGAGGAAAAGUAUUCAAAAGUGCGAGACUCAAUGUUCAAGUCUCAUAUGGCUUGUGCCCUCAUAGUUUGCUGUCUAGUCUGUCUAACACAGAUAGUCAUCAUUCCUGGGUCAGCUGUUAUGGCGGGAAUAUUUCCCAUAUGUGCGGUGCUGCUUAUAAUCUUAUUUUUAAUUGUCAUAGCUGAAAAUUUUGGGUGUACCCCAAAAAGUUUACGAAGUAUUUCUACGAAGAUUGCCAUAAGUCGACCUGUGAGUCAACUAGUUGCUGCCUUCGCUGUUAUAGUUAUAUAUGCUGCUUCAUUUUGCUCAAUGUUUUCCUUAGAUACCACUGACAUAAGGACUUGCCUUGCCGAAGAGUUUAAAAUCACCCCUCUUGAGGUGAAUAUCACCCAUUUAUACUGGAAGGGACUGGUGUAUGGAGACGAGACCAAUCUCUGCAAUCUCACACCAACUUCACAUUUUCCAGAGUACUUUACAUUCUGUGUACUGUUGACCAUGGUUACAAGUGCAGUGUACCUGCAGGCCAGCAGUGUCUUGAAGCUUGUGCUCCUCGCUAUCAUAUCAGGCAUCUAUCUCAUCUUUGUCCUCGUCACACACGUCAACCUCUUUGAUAACAGGGAUCUCAUCCUACGGGCACAUGUUGAGAAAAGUCUCCAUGACCCCAGCAGUACAAUAGAGCUGAAAUGGGCCACACUGGUUGUAUUAAUGGUAUAUACGCUAGUCCUCUUUAUACAUGCACAGCAAGUUGAAUCUACAGCAAGGUUGGAUUUCCUCUGGAAAUUACAGGCAACUGAUGAGAAAGAGGAGAUGGAGAGCCUGAGGGCCUAUAACAUGAGACUGGUCUGUAACAUUCUCCCACAGCAUGUAGCUGAACAUUUCCUCAAAAGUGAGAGUAAAAAAGAUGAGGACCUCUACCACGAGGACUGUGAGAACGUGUGUGUGAUGUUUGCAUCAGUUUGUAAUUUCUCAGAUUUCUACAUUGAACUGGAAGGCAAUAACGAGGGAGUGGAAUGUCUGAGACUUCUCAAUGAAAUUAUUGCAGACUUCGAUGAGAUAUUACAAAAUCCGAAGUUCAAAUGCAUAGAAAAGAUCAAAACUAUUGGUUCCACCUAUAUGGCAGCUUCUGGACUAACAAAAGAGACAAACAGUGCUAACUUUGACCAUGUUGUUGCUAUGGCAGAGUAUGCUAUGGCAUUACAAGUCCAACUAGAGGAUGUCAAUGAGCACUCAUUUAACAACUUUAAGUUAAGAGUUGGCUUGAACGUUGGCUCUCUGAUAGCAGGAGUAAUAGGAGCCCGUAAGCCUCAGUUUGACAUUUGGGGGAAUGCAGUGAAUGUUGCUAGUCGAAUGGAGAGUACAGGGAAGCCAGACACCAUACAGCUCACCCAAGAAGUGCACAAUAUCCUCUCACCAAGAGGAUUUGUAUUUGAAUGUCGAGGGAUGGUGCGCGUUAAAGGCAAGGGAGACAUGCUGACAUAUUUCAUGCUCGGCAAACAGGGGCAAACAGAUAAAUUACUGAAAACCUGACAGCGAUGUUGUGACACUUAGAAAAUGCUUAAUAAUCUGAAGAUUACAUGUAGUGUAUGUAAAAUCUCUUCUCAGGAUUUGGUGUACAUGGUCUAUGGACUUGUAUUAAUCCAAUAUUAAAUGCCUUGUUAAGCUGGUUGCCAUUUGGUGAAUCAAGAAGGCAUGUUAUGCUACAAGGAAGAGCAUGUUGUGGAAAUAAUAGCAUGUUACCAUUCUGAUACUCAAAGCAUCGCAGUGCCUGUUGCAUCGUGGGAG